AUGGCGCAGAAUCUCGAGUCCAGGCCGACGGUAGUGGACUUUCGCGAGGAUAGCCCGUGGGUUCAACUGGCCAAGACUCACUGGCUUGACGCGAAAGUGCGCAAGGCCAAACCGGAUGUCAUUCAGCAGCAAUUGUGGGGUCCUUUGGAAGCAGAAGGCUUCAGCAGUCACUCACUAUUGAUCUUGGAGAAUUUGAAUGUGCUCGAGAAGUUCCUGUGGCCAACCUACAACGAAGACGCCUCGAAUCACCAUGUGCUAUUGAUCUCUCUGAUUGUUAGCAUCAAGCAUCGCGAACACCUGCCCAUAUGGGACAUCUUCUCCGACCGCGCGGAUGAUUUCUCGAGUCUUUUCCAUCGCAUCCUCUCUAUGAGCAUUGAUCACUCCCUUCCUACUCCUUCACGCCUCUCAAUCAUCUCAUUUAUCAUUAGCGCCUUCCAGUCACUCGAAAAUGUAUUGAUCCGGAAGGAAUGCGCACCCCUCGUGUCUAUCUCGAUUUGGCACAACUUGACCAGCGAUGAAGCUAGAGACCGCAUCAUUGCAAAAGCACCUACAUUAAAAAAAGCAUGGAGAGCUGCUGCGAAACGAUACGAAGCGGGAGAUGAAGCGGCUAAAGCCAAGAUACGAUUUGAACGGUCAUGGCUGUACACAAUGCUCUUGGACUUCCUACAAAAGCUGAACGCGCCCGAGAAGGAGCUUGCAGAUAACCUGCUGUAUUGUGAACGGUUUCUUGAACUCUUGGUUGAUCUUGAGAGCCAGCUCCCCACCCGGCGCUAUGUCAACACGCUGUUGAAGGAUCUCAAUCUCCUGCCUGUCAUUCGCCUUUCGCAGUUAUAUCGCGUUCCCGAAAAUGCGCUCUUCCGCGACUUUUACAACCUUCUCAAGCACUUUGUCAACUUCGCGAUCGACGACUAUUCGGGCGAGGCGCUUUCCCCACAAGCAGUGUAUGAUCUACACUGCCAGGAGCUGGCGCAGCUGCAACGAACCUCGAUGAAGUUUUUCAAAGAAAAGCUCAUGAUCCUGGCGCUAUCGAAUCUGGGGUCAAUUGAUCAGCGGUCGGAGCUGGAAGGACAGCUAUCUUCAUUGGACGAGUCAGAGCUCCAGAGCCUAUGCUCCCAUCUCGGGUUCCGGACGAGCUAUCCCAAAUCAUCGCAGGUUCAUUCCGACCGCCAUCUCUAUUUGGAAGUGCUCAUAUCGUUUUAUGAGCGUAAGCUUCCAUUCCAAGAGGUAGCGGCACAGUUGAGCAUUGUCCCAACCGAAGAAAGCCUCUAUGACCCGGCUUUACUGAGAAACGAAACCUACGAUGGCUCGCGGCCUUUGGCAAUUCCCAAGCUGAAUCUCCAAUACUUGAGUUUGGGCGACUUUCUGUGGCGCUCAUUUCUUCUGUAUCGAUCCGAAGCUUUCUUCCAGAUUCGUAAGGAUAUGGAGGCAGUUGUCAAGCGAAUGCAGCCACGAGCGGGACGCGACGGAAGCUUGGCCUUUGAAGGGUUCUCUCGCAUGGCCAUCCCGAUUUCCAAGCCUGCUAUCAUUGAAGUUGCCCCGGCGAAGGUUGGCUCCUCGAACCCUGCUUUUGUGCGUGCCGAGAUUGCAAUUGAAGUAGGCAGAUUGGCAGACCACAUUCGAAAAGAAUGGGAGUCACUUCGUCCUGACGAUGUCGUUUAUCUGUUGGCUGUCCAGACAGCUCCCCCGACGCAACUUGGGCUGCGAGAUCGAAAUUCAUCCGAGGCCCCGCGCAUGACACAUCUUCGAACAGCGGAAGUUGUGCAAGUUCUCGACGAUCAAGGCCGUCCGUUGCGGCAGCCGGCAGCCGGUCAGACAAAUGGACAUCAUUCUCGCCCACGGGUGAGAAGAUUGCUUGUCAAUUUGGAUGCCUCUGCAUUCAAAGCCGACAAGGAUCGUCAUGCCCGAGGCAAACCGGAUGUUUAUCCCCUGAUCAACGUGAUUGUACGACGUAAAGGGAGAGAAAAUAACUUCAAGUCCAUUCUUGCGACCAUGCAGAAUCUCAUCGUUUCGGACAUGGCGCUUCCUUCCUGGCUCCAGGAUAUUUUCCUCGGAUACGGAGACCCUGCAGGUGCUCAGUAUACGCAGCUCCCCAACCGACUCCAGACGAUUGAUUUCCGAGACACGCUUUUGGACUGGCCUCAUUUGGUGGAAAGCUUCCCUGGCAUCGAGCCUUCGGGAUCCGAGACCUCUAGUUUUGGGCCGCCAUACGUUCUUGAAUAUGUCGAAAGUGAACCAGCACCGGCGCCACAUGGCCCAUCAAAGAAAAGGCGGAGAGACCAAGCGGAACAGGCUCAACAAGCGCCUAGUAGCAUGCGCGUUUCCACUUACAAGCCUCCCAACCCUGGCCCCUAUCCUGUUGACACGCCCAGGCUAAACAAAGUGCGCUUCACGCCGACGCAAGUGGAAGCAAUUGCAUCUGGGACACAGCCGGGACUGACUGUCAUUGUUGGGCCACCGGGUACUGGAAAGACAGAUGUUGCGACGCAAAUCAUCAACAACUUAUACCAUAAUUUCCCCAGUGAGCGUACGCUGCUUAUUGCCCACAGCAAUCAAGCUUUGAAUCAACUUUUCCAGAAAAUCAUCGCUCUUGACAUUGAUGAACGGCACCUCCUGCGGUUGGGUCACGGUGAAGAAGAAUUGGCGACUGAAUCCAACUACAGCAAGCAUGGCCGGGUCGAGUCCUUCCUAGACAACCGCAAUCACUACUUAUCUGAAGUCAUGCGACUAGCAGCAUCUAUCGGGGCUGAGGGCGCGCAUGGGAACUCGUGCGAAACUGCUGGAUACUUCAACACAGUCUACAUCCACCCUGCGUGGGCCAAAUUCUGGGACCAAGCAGGCGCCGAAGAUGCGUCGAACGAACAGAUUAUUGCCUCCUUCCCGUUCCACUCAUAUUUUUCUGAUGCCCCCCAACCUUUGUUCGAGUCCGACUCUGCAAGAGAAACGAUCCUGGAUACGGCCGCGGGUUGCCAACGGCACAUCGAUCGGAUCUUCUCUGAGCUCGAAGAUAUUCGACCCUUUGAGAUUUUGCGACAGCCUCGAGACAAAGCCAACUAUCUUCUUGUCAAGGAGGCCCGGGUGAUUGCCAUGACCUCAACACAUGCUGCAAUGCGCCGGCAAGAAAUCGCCGACCUUGGCUUCCAUUACGACAAUGUAGUCAUGGAAGAGGCUGCGCAGAUCACGGAAAUCGAGAGUUUCAUUCCCAACGCUCUUCAAAACAUGAAAAACGGCGAACUGCCGCUGAAGCGGGUUGUUCUCUGUGGAGACCACUAUCAAAACUCGCCCAUCAUCCAGAAUCUCGCUUUCCGCCAAUAUGCCCAUUUCGAGCAGAGCUUGUUCCUGCGUCUGGCGCGACUGGGCGUCCCGGUGAUCACUCUCGACAUGCAAGGCCGAGCGAGACCGAGCAUUGCCGAGCUGUUCCGGUGGCGCUAUAAGGAGCUUGGAGACCUUCCUGUGGUUGAAACUGCCCAAGAGUUCACGCAGGCCAAUGCCGGUUUUCAGUUCGACUAUCAGUUCAUCAACGUGCCCGACUACCAGGGCACGGGUGAGCGAGAGCCUACGCCCCAUUUCAUACAGAAUUUGGGUGAGGCAGAGUACGCAGUGGCUCUGUAUCAGUACAUGCGGCUACUCGGUUACCCAGCGUCGAAGAUCACUAUUCUCGCCACCUAUGCCGGCCAGACUGCUCUGGUCCGAGAUGUCCUGAAUCACCGAUGUGCGAAGAACACCCUGUUUGGCCUACCCAAGAUCAUCACGACCGUGGACAGAUACCAGGGAGAGCAGAAUGAUUAUGUUAUUCUUUCCCUCACCCGCACCCGCACAGUCGGCUACUUGCGUGACGUCCGUCGUUUGACCGUAGCCCUGUCUCGUGCCCGUCUAGGAUUGUACAUCCUCGGCCGCCGCGAGGUUUUUGAGUCAUGCUAUGAGCUCAAACCCGCCUUCGACCGUCUGCUUCAGCGUCCAGACAAGCUGAUGCUGGCGCCGGGUGAGAUGUUCCCCACCACACGGGCUCUGGAUGCCCCCAUCGAAGGCACCCCCAUGGAAGGAGUCGAGCAUCUUGGUCAAUACGUCUUCGAAAUAACCCAGGCCAAGGUCAAGACCAUGGGUGAUGGCGAUAUUACGAUUGACGAUCCCAUGCUGGACGGCGAUGAGGAGGUCUUGGACGAGGAUGAGGUUAUGUUGGGUGCCGAUGAGGAUACAGCUGAGAACAUUGUAUGA
Messenger RNA from Penicillium alfredii, 4212 nucleotides. Its product is annotated as CWF11 family. Gene Ontology annotation, biological process: mRNA splicing, via spliceosome. Bases 1 to 4212 code for a protein of 1403 amino acids. NCBI's taxonomy places the organism in Eukaryota, Fungi, Ascomycota, Eurotiomycetes, Eurotiales, Aspergillaceae. The transcript has 4 exons. Gene Ontology annotation, molecular function: helicase activity; mRNA binding. Gene Ontology annotation, cellular component: catalytic step 2 spliceosome. The record is from RefSeq and is a predicted model, not a curated record.